GGGCCCAGGAGGUACCGGGGAUUUGGAAGGAUGCCUGCAGGCGGUGCGAGGGUAGAUCGCAGGAAUCUGGGGGUGAUUCCGAAAAUUUCGGGGCGAUCCCGUGGGCAGAAUCGACGGUCCGUGGGGGUACCGGGGAAGGGGAGGCGGCCCUGGGGGUGAUCCCGGAGGCGGUGCCGCGGAUCUGGGGACGAUCCUGGGGGCGGUCCCGAGCUGGUCCCGGUUUCCCCACUGGCGGUCGCCAAGAAGACUCUGGGGCACUCCCUCGGUGCGCGGCCGGGGCCGGUGCCGAGAGCCCCGGGCGGUGCCAAGGGCGGUCCCGGGGCGGAGCCGAUCGCGAUCGUGGUGCUGGUGCCGGUGUCGGGGCAGCGACGGAGCCCGGGGCAUGGCGGGCCUGGGCGCCUCGGAACCGGGCACCGGAUCCAGUCCCGUCCCGGCCACUCGCGUGGAACUCACGGUGUCCUGCAGGCAGCUCCUGGACAGGGACACCUUCUCCAAGUCGGACCCAAUCUGUGUGCUGUACACGCAGCGCCCUGGCAGCCACCAAUGGCGGGAGUUUGGCCGGACCGAGGUCAUCGACAAUUCCCUGAAUCCUGACUUCCUGCACAAGUUUGUCCUCGAUUAUUGCUUUGAGGAGCGGCAGAAUCUGCGCUUUGACCUGUAUGAUGUGGACUCCAAGAGCCCUGACCUCUCCAAGCAUGAUUUCCUGGGCCAGGCAUUCUGCACCCUGGGGGAGAUCGUGGGCUCAGCCGGCAGCCGCCUGGAGAAGCCCCUGACGAUGGGAACAGCCACCAUGCACCCCCGGGGCAGAAGACUUGCCCCAGCUGCCUCCCAUGGCAGUGGCAUUCCGGGGAAGAAGUGUGGCACCAUCAUACUCCUCGCUGAAGAGUUGGGAAACUGCCGGGACGUGGCCACACUCCAGUUCUGCGCCAACAAGCUGGAUAAGAAGGAUUUCUUUGGAAAGUCUGACCCCUUCAUGGUCUUCUACCGCAGCAACGAAGACGGAACUUUCACCAUCUGCCACAAGACAGAAGUGGUGCGGAACACACUGAACCCCGUCUGGGCAGCCUUUGCCAUUCCUGUGCGUGCCCUCUGCAAUGGGGACCAUGACCGAGCCAUCAAGGUGGAGGUAUAUGACUGGGACCGUGAUGGCAGCCACGACUUCAUCGGGGAGUUCACCACCAGUUAUCGGGAACUGGCACGAGGCCAGAGCCACUUCAACGUGUACGAGGUGGUGAACCCCCGGAAGAAGAUGAAGAAAAAGAAGUACCUGAACUCUGGGACAGUGACACUGCUGUCCUUCACUGUGGAGGCUGAGCACACCUUCCUGGACUACAUCAAGGGCGGGACCCAACUCAACUUCACAGUGGCCAUAGACUUCACGGCAUCCAAUGGGAACCCCUCACAGCCCACGUCCCUGCACUACCUGAGCCCCUUCCAGCUGAAUGCCUACAGCCUGGCACUGAGGGCCGUGGGGGACAUCAUCCAAGACUACGACAGUGACAAAAUGUUCCCAGCCCUUGGCUUUGGUGCCAAGGUCCCCCCGGAUGGGCACGUGUCCCACGAGUUCCCACUGAAUGGGGAUGCAUCAAACCCGGCAUGUCAUGGCAUUGCGGGGGUGCUGGAGGCGUAUCAGCGCAGCCUGCGCCAUGUCCAGCUCUACGGCCCCACCAACUUUGCCCCUGUCGUCAACCAUGUUGCCCGCUCGGCAGCCACGGUGCUGGACGGAUCCCAGUACUUUGUCCUCCUCAUCAUCACCGAUGGUGUCAUCUCUGACAUGGCCCAGACCAAGGAGGCCAUUGUCAAUGCUGCCAAAUUGCCCAUGUCCAUUAUCAUCGUGGGGGUUGGCCAGGCUGAGUUUGAUGCCAUGGUGGAGCUAGAUGGGGAUGACAUCCGCAUCUCUUCCCGUGGCAAAGUGGCUGAGCGUGAUAUUGUCCAGUUUGUUCCAUUUCGUGACUACAUGACGGGGGGUCCUGGUGCGGGACUGAGCAUGGCAGGGCUGGCACGAGAAGUCCUCGCUGAGAUUCCCGACCAGCUCCUCUCUUACAUGAAGGCACGGGGCAUAAAACCACACCCCCAUCCCUCCCAUGUUCCCUGAAACCCUCCCACCCUGACUGUCCACUCCCAACACACCAUGUCCCUUCAUCCUACCCCAGGACCCUGUAUCAGGGAUCAAAGGCAUGCUCUGUCAGGGACCUGGGACUGGAGGUCCCUCUCCUCCUUUCCACAACCUUGGGGCCCCCUCCCCAAUCCGGGUUCCCACCACCACACCCAUAAACCAGCUUUUGGGUUUCUCGGGGGAAUUGGGAUGGUGUUGCCUGAGCAUUCUUGGCCAUGGGGCUGACCCCUAUACCCAUCCAGGACUGUCCUGCCCCCCAGAAGAGUAGCAAGGGGUCUUCAGCAGCCUGACCAGAAAGCUGGGGUGUGCAGGAGCCUCCACCAAAUGUGGAGUGCCCCCCUAGCGUGAUGCAUGACCCCUCCUCACCUCACUAGCCUCCCUAAAUCCAUGGUUCUCCUACAUUACCUGGGCUGAUCCCAGUGGGGUCCCCAGUGUUUUGGUGUUCUCACUUGCUGUGUCGCCUGUGUCCAUGUGGGUUUGUAUUGAGUUGCCUUAAAUCGCAAUAAAUUAUUGUGGCUUUAAUUACA
Messenger RNA from Zonotrichia albicollis (white-throated sparrow), 2643 nucleotides. Its product is annotated as copine-5. Lineage: Eukaryota; Metazoa; Chordata; Aves; Passeriformes; Passerellidae. Gene Ontology annotation, biological process: cellular response to calcium ion. Gene Ontology annotation, molecular function: calcium-dependent phospholipid binding. Gene Ontology annotation, cellular component: plasma membrane. The record is from RefSeq and is a predicted model, not a curated record.